This is a messenger RNA of Oncorhynchus keta (chum salmon), 1593 nucleotides long. Its product is annotated as plexin-B1-like. The record is from RefSeq and is a predicted model, not a curated record. Gene Ontology annotation, cellular component: semaphorin receptor complex. The transcript is spliced from 4 exons. Gene Ontology annotation, biological process: regulation of cell shape; negative regulation of cell migration; semaphorin-plexin signaling pathway involved in axon guidance. The annotation marks the transcript as partial. Gene Ontology annotation, molecular function: semaphorin receptor activity; protein binding. Lineage: Eukaryota; Metazoa; Chordata; Actinopteri; Salmoniformes; Salmonidae.
CCUGUCCAACCUCAACUCACCCUAGGAAACUUUUCCUACAGGAGCUCAACCCCGACAGCUGAAAGCACAGCUACCCACGGAGCUACGCUGUGUUGUGGGCAGGGGGUCGACUCGACCCGCUGGCGGUCAUUCAUCCUAUGUAAACACCACACGGACCAUCUGUGUGGAUGAGUUGUAUUUAUACAAGCGGAUGGUUAUCAAAGAGAAGUGUCAAGUCUAUGAGAGCAGGUAAUUGGUGCCAUGCCAGCUGCUUCUCCCCCUCUGCUCCCCCUUGCCACCUGGUGGUGGUGUCUGGUACUGUUGCUGCCCCCACAGCCCCAUGCCCUGACCCAGCUCCAGCCGGACCCUAACCGAGAGAAGGCCUCUCACGCUGGGCAGGCCUUCCCUCACCUCUCCCUGGAUGGAUCUCCCCUCAGCCACCUCCUCCUGGACUCCAGGUCUGGUCAUCUGUACGUGGGGGCGGUCAACCAUCUCUACCACCUGUCCCCUGACCUCCAGGUGCUCUCCUCCAGUCAGACUGGCCCCAAACUGGACAGUGCCGAGUGCUUGCCCCCCAUCGUCCCCAAGGACUGCAGUACCGCACACCUGACCCCCAACGCUAAUAAGAUCCUUCUGCUAGAGGAGGGUCUGGCCUCAGCAGGGUCAGAGGUCGGGGCGAGGAGCCUGAUCGUGUGUGGAACCCUGUUCCAGGGUAUCUGUGAGAAGAGGAGUCUGGAUAAUGUGUCCGAGGUACUGUACCAAUCCUCCAACCCGGUGGACACGCAGUACGUCGCCGCCAACGACCCCCGCGUCUCCACCGUGGGUGUGGUCUUGAACCAAAAGGGUGUGGGGCUUAUGCUGGUGGGGCGUGGCUACACCAGUAAAGGCCCCAGCGACAUCCCACCAAUCACAACUCGCCGUUUGGCCCCCAGCUCCUCCCCCGCCCACCAGGCCUUCUCUCAAGACGAGGAACUAGGGAAGCUGGUUGUCGGGAGCUACUCUGAGUACAACAACCACUUCAUCUCCGCGCAUCAUCAUGGCGACCAUGUUUACUUCCUGUUCUCGCGGAGGGAUAUGUGGAACCGGAAGGAGUACCGGACCUACGUUUCUCGUCUCUGCGCCGGGGACCGGAGCUUCUACUCCUAUGUGGAGGUUCCGUUGGAAUGUUCCGGGGGUUACAACCUCGCCCAGGGGGCGACCCUCGCCGAACACCAGGGGCGACCGGCGCUGUUCGUUGCCACGGCGGCGGGGCAGGCGUCGACGCCCACGGCGACGGGUCGCUCGGCGCUGUGCGUUUAUGGGAUGUCAGAGCUGGAUGCGUCGCUGCAGAGGGCCCAGGAGCUGUGCUAUACAGAGGGAGGAAGAGGAAGGACGGGACAGGAGGAGGCAUACAUAGAGUAUGAGGUGUCGUCCAGGUGUCUACGCCUGCCCAAGGAUUCGUUAAAGAAGUACCCGUGUGGAGGGGAACACACCCCCAGCCCCAUCGCCUCUGCGGUUCCCCUGUCAGCCACCCCCUCUCUGACCAGGGACACUCUACUCACCGCGGUCACCACCACUACCGAGGCCGGCCACACCAUCGCUCUGCUCGGGGACAAGAACGGAUGGCUGCACAAG